AUGAACCCGAUUCAUUGCUUGCGGUCAAGGUAUGUGCACAAACACGAUCCGCCUUGUAUCUUCUACCAGAUUGGGAAGGAGCACUUGCUGGAACCCAAUCCAAAGCUUGGCUUGUUUUACAGCGCGCCUGAGUGGAACAAUGAACAGCCAUCAACAUUUGUGGAGCUGACCCAGCUGGCAAGACGGUCGCUAGCGACUGCAAUCGUCCCAAUUGGUGGUCAACUGCACCGGCCGAAGGAUAUCAAGACAGGAUCCGUGGCCUUCCGGAACACCAUCAGGGGCACUGGAGAACCCAGUAGAGCCAGUGAACCCGCAGAAAGGACGGAGAGUCCCGUGGAGCGGCUGAAAGGUGCCCCCAAAGAGAUGCCUCGAAAAAGCAUGGUCACCUUUGCGUGUGAUGACGAAGAAUGA
This is a messenger RNA of Cladocopium goreaui, 411 nucleotides long. The record is from the annotation of a GenBank genome assembly. Lineage: Eukaryota; Dinophyceae; Suessiales; Symbiodiniaceae.